AUGUUGAAGAGUAAUUAUACCAGGCCAACCGAGUUCCUGUUUGUUGGAUUCACAGAUUCUGUCCCCCUCAGACUCACACUAUUCUUGGUGUUUUUCAUAGUGUAUGCCUUAACUCUGGUGGGCAACGUGGGUUUAAUAGUCCUAGCUAAUAUCCAUUCAAGCCUGCAAACCCCCAUGUAUUACUUUCUUAGCAACCUCUCUUUCUUAGACAUCAGCUAUUCUACAGCAAUUGCUCCAAAAAUGCUGGUGAACUUCUUAGCUUCCAGGAAGAUCAUCUCUUUCUAUGGCUGUGCCCUGCAGAUGUUUUUCUUUGCUUGUUUUGCGGAUGCGGAGUGCCUGGUCUUGGCAGCCAUGGCCUAUGACCGCUACACAGCCAUCUGCAACCCAUUGCUCUAUCCUACACUGAUGUCUCGGAGACUCUGCAUCAGCCUUAUCGUGUUGGCUUACUUCAGUGGAGGUAUGACUUCGCUGGUGCAUGUGUCCCUCACAUUUAGGCUGCCGUUCUGUGGCUCCAAUGUGGUCAACCAUUUUUUCUGUGACAUUCCACCUCUCCUGGCUUUGUCAUGUGCAGAUACCCACAUCAAUGAGCUUCUGCUCUUUAUCUUGUGUGGCAGCAUCCAGGCCAGCACUUUUAUGGUAAUAUUUGUCUCUUACUUCUGCAUCCUCAUAACCGUUCUGAGCAUCAAGUCCUCGGGAGGCAGAAGCAAAACCUUCUCCACCUGUGCUUCCCAUCUCCUAGCGGUCACCUUAUUCUAUGGGACACUCCUAUUCAUGUACCUACGUCCCACCACUAGCUAUUCCCCAGAAACUGACAAGGUAGUUGCAGUGUUUUAUACUGUGGUCUUUCCCAUGUUUAACCCAAUAAUCUAUAGUUUCAGAAAUAAGGAUGUCAAAAACGCCCUCAAAAAUCUGUGUGGAAAAAAGUGUAUUUUCAAAUGA
This is a messenger RNA of Sciurus carolinensis (gray squirrel), 939 nucleotides long. RefSeq names its product olfactory receptor 5AS1-like. The transcript has a single exon. Gene Ontology annotation, biological process: sensory perception of smell; G protein-coupled receptor signaling pathway. Gene Ontology annotation, molecular function: G protein-coupled receptor activity; odorant binding; olfactory receptor activity. The record is from RefSeq and is a predicted model, not a curated record. The coding region runs from base 1 to 939 and encodes 312 amino acids. NCBI's taxonomy places the organism in Eukaryota, Metazoa, Chordata, Mammalia, Rodentia, Sciuridae. Gene Ontology annotation, cellular component: membrane.